UUAUAUUUUAAGAGAGUGACGAUAAAUUGUUGAGAAGCUUUAAUUACAAUAUUCCAAUUUUGAUGAAACAAUCAAGAUAUUAUUCUUUCGAAUAAAAUAUGUAGAGCCCUGUCCUUGUCAUCUUCAAUGAUAGCAUUUUUGAAGUUUUUUUCGCCCCCUGAUAACUAAAGAAUGGGUAAUGGAAGAAUACAUCAUCCAAUAAAUUAAACAAACACAUGUAAAAAAAGUAACUCAACACGCCAAAAAAGAAAAUUACGAUCUAGAGAGGAGUCAUGGAAGUAACAGAUCCCAGACUAUGUAUUAAUAUUCCACAAAAUCUUCGACAGGUUUGGAUUUUUUUAAAAACCCGGAAUUUUUGAAACUUAACAUUUGACAAACUUUUGGGUACGAAAGGACGGAUUCGGACCCUCUCCACUAGCUAAAAGGUAUUUGAGGGACCGUUACAUAAUCACAACCAUUGAGAUUAAAAAUAGCGGUCUCUCCACUACUUUUUUUGUAGCGGAGAGGAUCCAAACUCCGAAAGGAUAGCACAUAAAAGCGAGGCAAGUUUAGAUGGGUUAUUUGCAAUUUGCAAAGUAAAGGGGGGGUUUUGAGCAAGACCUCGUGAGAUUUUCACCCUUUCUAUGACUACGACAUUGCUUUUCCUCGAUCAAAAUGUUCGCAUAUUCCACCAAAAAAAAAACCCCCCAAAUUUCCCCAGAAACAAUUCAAAAAUCAAAUUUGAACCUCCUCACUCGCUCACUCUCUCUCUCUCACUCAAAAGCUUCGAACUUGAAGCCCUAAAUCAACGAAAACUUGGGCGCACGGAAAAAAAAAAGAGCCCCAAAUCCUACCAAAAAUCAAAGCCAAAAUCGAAACCCUAGAUGGGUCUCUCAAUCCUCCUCCUCCUCCUCCUCUCUCUCCUCUUCACCCCGAUCUCAGCUGCCAACCUCUUCACCCUCGUCUACAAGGGCUGCGCGAGCCAGAGCUUCAGCAAUGGCGGCAGCGCCCAAACCCUAGCAACGCUCUCCUCAUCUCUGACGGCCAAGUCAGCCAGCUCCAAAUUCUACAAGACCACUUCCUCCUCCUCAGCGGGUCAGUCGAUUUCUGGGCUUUUUCAGUGCAGGGGCGAUCUGAGCAACAAAGACUGCGCUGCUUGCGUUCAGAAUUUGCUGCCGAUGCUGUCGUCUUUGUGUGGGAAUGCUGUUGCUGCUAGGGUUCAGCUCAAUGGCUGCUAUGCUCUGUACCAGGUAUCAGGAUUUCCUCAAAUCUCAGGCACCCAAAUGCUCUUCAAGACUUGUGGAUCCGGCAGUGCUGGUGAUGGAUUCGAACAGAAGAGAGAUACUGCAUUUGCCAACCUCCAGAGUGGGAUGUCGAGUGCCAAUGGGUUUUAUGCGACGAGUUAUCAGUCAGUGUACGCGAUGGCUCAGUGUGAGGGUGACUUGUCGGGUUCAGACUGUAGUGACUGUGUGCAACAAGCUGUGCAGAAGUCGGAGGUGGAGUGUGGAGGAGCGAGCUCGGGUCAGGUUUACCUGGAUAAGUGUUAUAUUAGCUAUAACUAUUAUCCUAAUGGAGUGCCCCGUGAUGGUGGUGAGGUUGGUGGAGGAGGAGGAGGAAUAGGAGGGGGACAAACAGGGAAAACCUUUGGAUUUCUAGUCAUCUGCCUUCUAUUUGCUAGAAAUCUCAUGAAGAAGAAAGAUGAUUAUUGAGUGUUGGUGGUUGGUGAUACUUUGAAUGAUUACAGAAGGUUGGAAAGUUUUGAAAUGAAUGGCUAUUCCUCUGUUUGAUUGGAUGUAUUACAGAGGGUUUUCUUGGAUUUUUCUUCAUCAGCUAUGUGAGUGUCAUCCAUCAAGAGAUUCUUUAAAGAGGAAAGAAGAGAGAAAAUAAUUGGUGCUCCAUUAUGGCCUCACUGAAAGUACAGAGAGAUUCAAUGGAUUCUUUUCAUUAGGCUAAAUGCAUGGUUUAGGCUAACUAUGUGCUUUGAUUACUUGGUUAUUAAGGCUUUUUGAACAUUGUUAGCUUUUUUUUUCUUUCUUUUUUUACUGUAUUAACGCUGAUCCAAUUUGUUAUAGGAAUUUUCUUUACCUAGUUUUCGGAUCUUUCACCCCUGUAUGUAAGCUAGUUGGUUAGUGAGGAAACCAUGCACAUAUAAUUUUUAAAAAGGGAGCUAUUCUGUUAACGUUGAACCAUUA
Molecule: messenger RNA, 2171 nt
Organism: Asparagus officinalis (garden asparagus)
Lineage: Eukaryota; Viridiplantae; Streptophyta; Magnoliopsida; Asparagales; Asparagaceae
Product: cysteine-rich repeat secretory protein 11-like
Exons: 4
Coding region: 864-1688 (274 amino acids)
Biological process (GO): transport of virus in multicellular host; plasmodesmata-mediated intercellular transport
Cellular component (GO): plasmodesma
Source: RefSeq, a predicted model, not a curated record